Austrofundulus limnaeus is the source of this 1649-nucleotide messenger RNA. RefSeq names its product rapunzel 4 (gene rpz4). The record is from RefSeq and is a predicted model, not a curated record. The transcript is spliced from 3 exons. NCBI's taxonomy places the organism in Eukaryota, Metazoa, Chordata, Actinopteri, Cyprinodontiformes, Rivulidae. Bases 186 to 1361 code for a protein of 391 amino acids.
AGCACUUCCGGUGUCUCAGGGCGCGCCUGUCCUCUGGUCACGUGACCAACAGGAAGACAAACACUCCGACAUUUAUAAACUCCUUCCUGCAACUUUUUAACCAACAGCUUCGAGAGGAGCAGACCAGAGUCCAGGAUCUUCAACACUUGCAUAGAGCUAAUCGGUGGAUAAACACCUCGCAGACGAUGGAGAACCCUCUGCAGAAGCUGGUGGCUCAGAACAAGAACACGGUGGAGACGGUGAUGGAGGUGUUUGAGCAGGGAGCUGAAGUGGUGGCCAGCAUCGCCGGCGACAUCUUCCCUGUCUUCGCCAUCGCCGCCCCCAUCGUCAAGCUGGCUCUGGACAACGUGGAGAGCAAGGAGGCCGCCUACAUGAAGGAGCAGUUCCAGAAGGUCCGGGACCGCCUGGAGGUGGCCUCCGAGGAGAUCCAGAGAAUCAACGACGAGAUCAAGAAGAACGCGGUGAAUGUGGCGUACUUCUCCGUGGAGGAGAACCUCACCAACCAGUUCAGGAAGUACAUGGACAUCCUCAACGCCAAACCCAAGUUCAGGGAGGUCAAGAAGAAGCUUUUCUUGGAGCAUUUCGCCAAAACCGACGGAGACAAAAACCUCACCGUCCUCUACAACGCGGUGACCGGAGACAACUUCUGCGGGGAGUCUAUGCUGGAGGUCAUCCUGAACUGCGAGGAGAAGAGUCGCCGGCCCAUGGAGGACUUCUGUUCUCGGCUGAAGAACCUGUUCUGCGUGGGGCUCAUCGCGCUGCUGGGCCACGCCGCCCUGAAGGGCUACGGCGAGGAGGACGCCCUCCUGAAGGAGUGGGGCGAGAAGAUGAAGGCUGUCCAGGAGAAAAUGAACGCCGUCAUCGAGGACUGCAUCGUCAGCUUCCCCAAGCAGGCCGAGCUGGACUCCAGGCGGCUGGUGAGGGACCAGGAGGGCCAGACCAACCAGCAGCUGGCCGACGCCAUCGUAGACAAGCUGAAGACCAAGUACGACUGGGUGGGCUGGUCCGUGCGAGUCUUCAGGUCUCCCACGUCGCUGUUCGCCAACAAGAAGGACUUCCACUGCCCCGCAGGGAAGAGCCGCUUCCAGGUGCCCACCUCCGACGAGAAACUGAACAUCUGGGUGUCCUACAGCUCCUCGCCCGAGCCCCUAGAUAAGAACCAGAUCCAGCAGCUGAUCCAGAGCCAGAAGAAGCUGACGGUGAAGGGCGUGGCAGAGGCUCUGUUCGAGGCGUUACCUGGUGACUGCAUGGUUCACACGGUGAAAACCAGCAAAGACCUGGGCUGCUCCUGGAGCUUCACAGACGAGCUGCACUACUGGGAGGAGCACAAGAACCUUUACGUCUGUGUUCACUCCGCUUAAAGGUCCAGAUCCUGAUGAUGAAUCCUUCCUCUGUCCCCGUCUACUGCUGCCAUUCUCACCCCUAAGUCGUCACAUAUUGACGCUUUUCCAAAGUUCCCUCUGCGUACGAUUUUGACGUUUCGGGUACUCCCCUUGUGUCAUUUUUUGACGAGAUGGGGCGGAAUCUGUUGUCAGAAUUUCAGAAAGUGUACAAAACGCACAAAAACUACCAUUCCAAAGCCUAAAAUUACCUUUAUUCACUGUAGACAUCCUAUCCCUGACCCUAGUACCUAAGAUUAACCAUUAAUC